Molecule: messenger RNA, 258 nt
Organism: Phytophthora sojae
Lineage: Eukaryota; Oomycota; Peronosporomycetes; Peronosporales; Peronosporaceae
Exons: 1
Cellular component (GO): cytoplasm; nucleus
Molecular function (GO): protein binding
Source: RefSeq, a predicted model, not a curated record
UUGACUGCUGUGGCAUCGAAUGGGAGCGUCAACGCUGCUGAGACUUUAAUUCAGAGUGGGGAGCGUGUUGACACGACGGAUCUGUGUGGCAUUACCCCCCUCAUGUUAGCUGCGCUGUAUGGUCACAAGGAUAUGAUUGGCUUUCUUCUGGAUAAAGGGGCCUGUGUGAAUAAGCAGUCUCAAGACGGAGAUACGGCUCUGAUGUUUUCGGCGUGGAGGGGACACGCAGACGCGGUCAAAGUUCUACUGUGUAACGGG